This is a messenger RNA of Mesorhabditis belari, 789 nucleotides long. NCBI's taxonomy places the organism in Eukaryota, Metazoa, Nematoda, Chromadorea, Rhabditida, Rhabditidae. The record is from the annotation of a GenBank genome assembly.
AUGUAUUGCGUUUUUGCAUUUUUUGAUGGAGCUAUAGGAGGGGGAGGGGACAAUGGCAGAGAGUUUGCAAAUAAACUCUUGGAAGAAGCCGUCGCUCAAUGGGCUGGUUGCAAGAUCCUUCACGGGAAACCGCGCCAUUCGCAGUCACAAGGAAGUGUAGAGCGAGCAAACGCGGAUAUCGAGGAUAUCUUGAGCGUUCAUCAAAGAGAAACAAAAACUACCGAGUGGGCCCGAUUUUUGCCCUUGAUUCAAUAUCGUAAAAACAUCAGAUUUCAUUCCGUGGUGUUAAGAAAUUUCCUGAAUUCGCAAAUCUGGGGAAUAAUGACGCCGACUUUCAACUUGGGAUUGUUGGUCCAGUGCUUGGGUGUUCAAAAAGAUGAGGAGCAAGCGGCAAUCGAUUGUCUACACGAUUUGAUUAUGAUGGAAAGACAUGGAGCUCAUUCUGCUCAAAAGAAUCAGGCACGAAAGAUGCUUCGCGCCAGUGAACAAAGAUUUGCACCAAUUGAUGUUGAACAAAAUGUUUUGAUGCCAAUUCCUUGUGUCGAUCGACCCAAGAUUGGACCACGAAAUUUGAUGGGAGUCGUCACAGCUGUAACUAAUGGUUUUUACUCGAUCGGGACACAAAAUGGGCAUCUUCGGCAAACAUUCACUAGGAAUCAACUGGCUCCAUGUGGAGCUGAAUUCUUCUCGAUCAAUUCAAUUUCGGACUGGGAGACAUCGUUGAGAACUGCUGUUGGGGCAGCAUCGAUCUCUGGGAGCCAAGCCAAGGUCACGCUCAUUGCUUGUGCC